AUGAUGAUAUUGUCAACAUCUCCUAACAAUAAGCGUGUUGGCGGUGGUGGUAGCACAGUAGCCGAUGGCAUCUUGUUCAAAUACAAGUUGGCUAAAGGAUUGACGAUUGCCAGCAUGAUUUUGAUCAUCAUCAUGGCAAUACAUACGCUUGUAUCGCCUAUGCCACGAUGGUUCCACAACAAUUUAUCAGACGACAAUUACCUUCAUGAUGGCAGAUGCGAGUUACCAAGCGAAUUAUCGCUUGUUUCAAGCGAAGAUGGAACCUAUACCCCUCCCAAUCCUGAUGCCACACUUUUAGAAGCGAUCCAUCAUGCCACCUAUAACGAUAUUGACAGCUAUUGUCGCAACGUCUAUAGCCCAACCAAGGGCUUCAAUGAUGCUACGCUCUAUAACACCCACGGCGAAUGCGGCAAUUGGCAACAACGAUAUCGACAGCUACAUCAAGAACGAUUGGAGCAGUUUGAGUUGAUCAAGCAAGGCAACUUCGAUGCUGUAAAGGAGCCUCCUCAAUUUGUAUCCUACUUGUGUCGAGAAGUACCCGUCAAAGGCAACCGGGGUUGUGGUGGAUUAGCCGAUCGCAUGAAUGGGAUGAUCUCCACCUUUUUUUAUGCAUUGCUUACCGACCGAGCAUACCUUGCUCAUUGGGCUGAUGCCAAUCCCAUCCCAUUGGAAGUGUUAUUUGAGAGGCCAAACAUUGAUUGGUCUUAUGACCCCAAGGAAAUGAAGGAGCUCUUCAAUCAACCUGAUAAGGGUCUAACACAUCAGGAUGUUGAUACACUUAACCAAAAAUACCCCGUGCUUGGUCGAACUUUAUUUCCCAAUGGCCCCACACAAGACUUUCAUGAGCUAUGGAAUGGCACGUUUGUUGAAAUACGCUCCAAUCGUGGUUACAUUGUUCGUACCUUUAAAGAGUCAUCCGUGUAUCCAGACAUGUUGAGCACCAUGGGGCUUAACAAGGAGAACACCUUUGGAUGCUUGACUGAUUUUCUUUUUCGACCUACCAUUGGAUCCCGCCGUUUUAUUAACGCAUACCGUGGUCUUUUUCAAAUGGAGAGCAUUCUCAGUAUUGGCAUGCAGAUCCGCACAGAUGAUAAUGCCCUGGCCAAUCCACAAUGGGAUAGCAAUUCACUUGAGCAAUGGGAUUACUUUUUAACUUGCGCCAAUCAACUCGCUAGUGUCAAGCGGCGACCGCAUCACAAGCGUGUUGUGUACUUUUUGAUUACAGACUCGGUGCGUUUACGUGAUGAGUUUGCAUCCAUCAAUAGCAACAGCACGCUUGCCGAAAUGUAUUUGGGCCAAUAUCAUAAUGAAACCAGCACCGUCAUCACCGGCUUGCCCAUUCAGCACAUUGAACCUGAUCAAGUAGAAAAGUACAUCCAUGUUGAACAUCACGUGGAUGUCACGAUUGAACGCAUGACGCCUGGUGUUAAUAGCGCAGUGAUUGAGAAUUGGCUUUUGGCAAACACCAAUUACCGCAUCAUCAGCCCACAAGGUUAUGGGAAGCUUGCCGCAUUUCAUUCCAACUCGGAUAACAGCACCAUCUCAUUGCCAAGAUAUACAAGAAAACAAGAUGCUCCCGAUUGCACAAGCCCCGAUGCCAUGGUCACAUACGACUGGCUUGCCACUCAAUGGAGUCUUGGUUGA
This is a messenger RNA of Lichtheimia ornata, 1644 nucleotides long. RefSeq lists its product as uncharacterized. The transcript is spliced from 5 exons. The record is from RefSeq and is a predicted model, not a curated record. Bases 1 to 1644 code for a protein of 547 amino acids. Lineage: Eukaryota; Fungi; Mucoromycota; Mucoromycetes; Mucorales; Lichtheimiaceae.